GUGCGACAACUACGAGGCUUUGAGAAGGUGAUGAUCAAGGCUGGUGAGACUACAAAUGUUUAUUUCCCUUUGAUGAGGAAGGAACUCAGUGUCUGGGAUGUAGUGGCACAGAAGUGGCUUCUGCGGUCAGGAGACUACAACAUUUUGACCGAGUCGUUCGGACCGUCUCGUAGGGUCAACACAGGAAAAGGUCGUGUUCAAACGGACAAGCCUCACAACCAAGAAUGGGAAAUGCUCUACACCAUCGUGUUCGAUUGCCCGACAAAACCCGGUGUAGCCAAACACCCUCGUCUGAAGAUAUGGACAGCAGAAUGAUCGAGCAGCAGUUCAUAGGCGAUUCUUCCCAGGCAAUGGAAUCAAGCACUAGGCUCCCCUCAG
Truncatella angustata is the source of this 378-nucleotide messenger RNA. RefSeq lists its product as uncharacterized. The transcript has a single exon. Bases 31 to 315 code for a protein of 94 amino acids. The record is from RefSeq and is a predicted model, not a curated record. Lineage: Eukaryota; Fungi; Ascomycota; Sordariomycetes; Amphisphaeriales; Sporocadaceae.